Molecule: messenger RNA, 360 nt
Organism: Caenorhabditis remanei
Lineage: Eukaryota; Metazoa; Nematoda; Chromadorea; Rhabditida; Rhabditidae
Exons: 3
Coding region: 1-360 (119 amino acids)
Source: RefSeq, a predicted model, not a curated record
AUGGUGUUAACUAUGCUCGUCCUUCCCUUCGCCCUCUAUUGCCUUCGACUGGCUAAAAUUAAAAGGGAACAGGACAGUUGGACUCUUAGCUUUACCAAAGCUAAAAUCAGAAUAAACUACUGGGCAAUAAUCGGAGAAAUUCUAGUCGCUGUUCUAUUCGGGUAUCUGCCAAUUCUACUCACUUAUACCUCUACAAUCCUUGGAUUGGGGAAGGAGGAAAUUGGAACUUUUUAUCUAAAUUAUUCGAUCUGUGGUUCUACGGUGGUCGAGGCUCUUCCCCUAAUCUAUUUACUCAAGAAACCGAAAGUGUUCGCCUCGUCCGUAGCUGUAAUACCGCUCUCGUCGUCCGGAAGAUUUUAG